AUUGUGUGUGUGUGACUGUGUGUGUGUGCAUGUGUGGGCGUAUUGCUGUUGAUCGUUGGCCAGUGUUGCAAAACGUUUGGGUUUCAAAUUGAGCACUUCGAAAGACUAUAUAGUCAUCUCGCUUGCACUACUUAGUAGGCAAAGAACUGUCAAAGUAUUUGUUAAUAACAACACAGAACGAAAAGGAAAAGAAAAAAAUUCUUCGAUUUCGAUCUGACAAAAUUAGCUGAUUUUGCAUAUAGAAUUUAUAGAUAUAUAAACGAAAGCCAUUGGAGAGAAGACGACGACGAAGAACGAAACGACGACGCCAGCGAGUUGGCCCACUACCCCAAAAAAAAGUUACUUAAUUAUACAAGAAUAAUAAAACAAUAAGCAUCACAAUGACAACUCCGGCGAAUAGCAAGAACUUUUUAUUGGACAAAUAUCACAGCUUGCGUAACUAUCUGGAACGAGACACCUUGGGCAGCGAGGUGCUAAUCUAUGGAACAUCAUCGCUAAUGCUGCUGGUGGCCUAUGCCAAACGUAAACCCGCCUAUUUGGUGCGUCAAUUCAAGCAACCAUCCCACAUACCCGAACGCAUUAUCAACGAACGUGUAAUGCACACGGGCAAGAUCAGUGCCGUCCAGCAGCGGGAUCAGGAUACACUGCUCCUGAUCAAGCAUCGUCCAUGGCUGCCCAUCUUCACCAGCAACAAGAAACUCUUGCCCGUCAAGCUGCCCGGCGUGAAAGUCAAUGCCAAUGGCUAUUCUUGGCUCCAGCAGUGUCUGGUUGGACGCGAUGCGACCUUUAUACCCCUCAAUAAGAGUAGCAAUCAGGAUUUUGUCGUCUGCCAGCUAUGUUUAGUUCAUCCGCCCAAAGGUAAUCGUUUGCUAGACGUAUCGGAGACCCUGCUCAAGCUAAGAUUUGCCAAAUUCGCCAAAGAUGUGGCAGCGGGCGUGAAACGUAAUGGCAAAUACUAUAAGCAUUUGCAAAAUGUGGAGGCCACAACCACCGCCAAAGAAGCCUGGCUGGCCUGGGCAUCACGUUAUCCUUACAUUUGGCAGCGUUUUAACGAUCUGAAAGCCUCCAUCCUGCCCAAACAGAAGUUAUUGCCCGAACUAGUGCGUUAAGACAACGGCAGGGAGGAGGGGAUUAACAAAUAAUUGUUAAAUUAGUUCUAAGAAACGAUAUUGAACGGAGGUCAGGUCAGCGCGUACGUGAGUUUUGUGAGCUUUUUCUUCUUCUUUGUGCUUAUAUUUGAAACCCAACAAAACGCAAAAGAGCCAGCGGCGCAUUUCAAUUUGCUUUGUGUUUUAAUUAUGUGUGGAAUAAAUAAAAAUGAUAUAAUUUUUGUA
Drosophila willistoni is the source of this 1334-nucleotide messenger RNA. RefSeq lists its product as uncharacterized. The transcript has 2 exons. NCBI's taxonomy places the organism in Eukaryota, Metazoa, Arthropoda, Insecta, Diptera, Drosophilidae. Bases 381 to 1109 code for a protein of 242 amino acids. The record is from RefSeq and is a predicted model, not a curated record.